Messenger RNA from Larimichthys crocea (large yellow croaker), 7131 nucleotides. It is a transcript of the gene vwde, whose product is annotated as von Willebrand factor D and EGF domains. Gene Ontology annotation, cellular component: cell surface; extracellular region. The record is from RefSeq and is a predicted model, not a curated record. Lineage: Eukaryota; Metazoa; Chordata; Actinopteri; Sciaenidae. Bases 1202 to 6508 code for a protein of 1768 amino acids. The transcript has 38 exons. Gene Ontology annotation, molecular function: calcium ion binding; signaling receptor binding. Gene Ontology annotation, biological process: anatomical structure development.
GGGGUUCUUGUAAGGCCCAGUGGGAUACUUCCCAGCCUUGACAAACAUCAGGUCAGACUGCAGCGCGUCAGGAGGCCUGUAUGAUGCGAUGAACUUUGGAGGAUCUUCUGACCUCUGGAUCUGACACAGAUCUGUACAGUUUAAGAGAGAAAUCCGGAGGCUUGAUGCUCCACAUGUCGACGUGGCCCUCGAUCUCGGGGAGUGUGAACCAUUUGCUUCUUGCUAAAGAGAGAUUCUGACUUGCAGAGAAUUUAAAUUUCUCCUCAAAGCAGACGGAGGACAGAGGAUGCAUCAAACUAUACGGAGCCAUUUUAAAAAGUGAUGGAGUGAGGAAGACAAAGAGUUAGGCCGAUUGAGAUUUAAUUGCCGGUUGUGUAAGAGGAGUCAUGAGCAGACGGGAAGAAAAGUACCUGAUGGCUAUUCCAGGCUCUUAGCAGGUUGAUGGUCCAGGAGAUUUACGAGGGAGGGGUUAUAUCCCUCCUCUGCCUGGGAGUCAAACAGACGAGCGUCUCAACAAGACAGUCAGGCACCUCCAUGUUGCGCUUGGAGAAGAACGGGAGCAGUCUACGACCUGCACAGCUGUCAGCUUCCCAUUGGUUCUCUCUCUCUCCAGAUCUGCAGAAAUAAUCGCCCAAAGCGGACUCUUGGUCGAACAAAACAAGAUAUCUGGAGACGUCGCCUCAAGCUCUGAUGAACAGAAUAAAGCCAUUGUGAAGCUCAUCUGUGACUGUCCUGCCUCCUCCGCCUCCUGGCUAAUAUAAAAAUCGGCAAAGAUGUGCAUCGUCUUCGGACCUGAGAAACAUGGUGAUUCAAGACGGCCGCCUCGGUGGAAAAGGACCCGCUCCCUCUCUCAGCGGCAGAUGUGUGCAGAUGUGUGCAGAGGUGUGGAGGUCCGGGUCAUGAGAAGGUGCCCCUCCUAACACACUGUGAUGCUGCAGACCGCAGCAGUCUGUGGUCAGCCGCUGCAGUCCGGCGUCUUGGAUCAGACUCUCCACUCCUCUCUAACAAAACCUGAAGCACCUCCUGCGGAGGAUUUCUCUUCGCUUGUUUAACGGAGACGACGGCUGCGCUCCUGCUGCACCGAGCAGACAAACAGCAGCGGGGACUUUUUCGGUAACCAAAAAAAAAACGGUGCCAAAGCUCGCGCUCGGUGCUCGCGCUGUUCGGUUUGUAAAGUCGCGCGCUGGGUCGCUGCAGGACGAUGAGACUUGAAACAGUUUUGAAACUUCUUCCAUGCGUUGUGUUUUUACUGCCCAACGCAAUGCACGCACAGAUGCACGCACAGACAGUUCUCCCUCCAGAGUGUGCGCCGGGCGGCCACUCCAUCCUGCAGAACCCCUACCGCAGCACCACCUUCAGCUCCAGCUGGCUGCAGCAGUCGGCCCUGCAGGACUUCAUCUGUGACCACUCCCUCACACCAGGCUGGUACCAGUUUCAGAUUUUUGACAAGCCGGCGAGCAUGCCCACCCAGUGCGUGGAGGUGAACCACUGUGGGACCCAGGCUCCUGUGUGGCUGUCCCUGGGUGAUGGUGAGUCCCUGCCGGGUCCUCUGGAGGUCAGGCAGCUAACGGCCUGCGCCGCCUGGCAGUUCUUCCCCAGCAGCAGCAAAGACUGUUGCAUGUUCCGCAUCCCGGUCACCGUCCGCAACUGUGGAGACUUUUACGUUUACCUUCUCCAGCCUACGCAGGGAUGCAUGGGAUACUGCGCACAGGAGACGUUGGACGCUUCACCCGCGCCGCCGCUGACCUGCGGCCCUGACGAGGUUAACGUCGCUGGAACAUGUAAAACAAAACAGCCUCCCACUCCGUCUGUACCGGCGAUCCUCGCCGAGGUGACGGGAAACACCGUCUACCUGAAGUGCAGCUUUGGAAGCAGCUCCAACAGCUCGCUGGGAUACGUGGUGGCCUGGUCACGCCUCUCACCCGAGGGCAGAAAGGAGGAGCUCAAACAGGAGACCACCAUCCAGACCUCCGCCUUGAUCGAGCUGGACGGAUUCAACCUCCGUCUAGGGGACAAGAUUUACUGCUCCAGCUCCAGUUUCUUCUUGGACUCGCCCGACGUCCGCGGCGCUUCAGUGGAAAGUCAGGAGUUCUUUGCAGGGAUUAGACUCAGACCAGAGGUGAGCAGUGUAUCCGAGGAUGGGAGUCUGUAUGAGUUGGUGGUUGAGAGCACAGUUCCUGUCCCAUGUCUGGAAGAGUCCUCAUCCUCUACAGAGGGGUGCACUCUGUCUCUGCAGCUCAGCACGAGCAGUAAAGAUGACGGUUUAUUGGGUACAGAUCUGUCUCUGUCCUCCUGUGUGGUGGAUCUGACCCGGGGCCCCUGUAAGGACGGCGUCUGCAGCCGAGCUCUGAUCCACUUCAGCCCUGUCACAGACUUUUUUAAGGACGGCAACAGGACGACUCAGAUCUUCGUUAAAUCCAUCAAAACACAGAAUUUUCUCUGGAACGGAUAUUCACCAGAACCCGCAGAGAUAACAGUGAAGGACGUCCCCUCAGCGUACUGCUACUCCUUCACUGAUCCUCACAUUAUCACAUUUGAUGGCAGACGCUAUGAGAAUUACCAAAUCGGCACCUUCGUUCUGUAUAAGAGCAGCAUCUGGCCGUUUGAGGUCCACGUCCGUCAGUGGGAGUGCGGCAGCGUGGUGCACGCCGCCUCGUGCGUGUGCGGUUUCGUGGCGAGGGACGGCGGCGACGUGAUCGCUUUUGACAUGUGCAACGGAGAAAUGGGCGAAACCAAACCUCACCUGUCUGUGAAGAACAGAGACCUGAGCAAGAGCGGCGUCCGCAUUACCGAGUCCUACCAGGGACGCAAAGUCACGAUGAUCUUCUCGUCAGGAGCAUUUGUCCGUGCAGACGUCUCUAACUGGGGAAUGAGUCUGACGCUGAGAGCUCCCAGCUCAGACCGGAGACACACCGAGGGCCUGUGCGGGACCUUCGACGGACAGUCAGACAACGACUUCCACUCAGCAGGGGGCGCCACACUCAAGGAUCUGCACACUUUUAUCUCUGAGUGGAGACUUCCUCCAGGCAGCAGCCUGUUCGACAACGUGCCGUCCCAUCUGACUACUCUGAGCCCCCGAAAGCACUGUAACUGUCAGGCAGAGCCCCGCCUCGCAUCUCCCAGAGCCCGAUCCAAACCUGUCACCUCCUCCGACUCCUCCUGCUCUCAUCACAUCAACGUGCAUCUCCCCGGCGUCAUCCCCACUCUGGACGUCACAGCUGAGUACAUCGGCUCAGUGGAGGUGAAGAGUGAAGGAAGUGAAAGACAGCCGCUGCCUCCAGGCCAGUCCAGCCAAAACACCCAGGAUCGAGGCGGUGACGCACAGCCACGUGAACGAAGCUCCCCCUCCAGAGCAUCCAGUGACGGAGCUUCAACCUCAGCUCACCUUCAGCGACACAGAGGCCGGCGACAGACCCACCGUUACGUCUCGAACUCCCCACACCAAAGCCUCAGCCAGUCUGAUCUGGAGGGCUUCACCUACUUUUUCCCAGAGGACCAUGAAGCACCAGUCCAGCCAGACUUCUCCGUCACGUGGCCCACGCCUUCAGGACUGACGGAGCAGCAGGCCAGGACUCAGUGCCAGCAGGCUGUGGCGAAUUCCAGCAUAGCUUUAGGUUGCAGGCGCCUGUUAGAAGAGUCAAUAGUCAGCCACGUGGCGGCGAUGUGUGUCACCGACCUGCAGCUGAAGGAUGAGCUGUCGUGGCUGAAUGCGACGUUACCCCUGCUGGAAAACGAGUGUGAGAGGAGGCUGUUAGAGGAGAGGAGGAGAGAGGAGGAGUACCAGGAUGUUCUGUCCGUCCUCAAGUGUCCAAAUCUGUGCAACUGGAACGGACAGUGCUCGGAGUGGGGGUGUGUCUGCUUCCCGGGAUUUGGGUCAUAUGACUGCAGCAUGCUCUCUGAUCAGAUCCCAGAGAUCACCGAGCUGGAGAAGGAGGGUCUGUGUGACGUCCGACAGGGAGACUGCUCCACCGUGCAGGUCUACGGUCACGGCUUCAAGGACUCCUACGAACUCAAGUGUGAGUUCGUUAAAGAAAAGUUUGUGGAUGGGGAGUGGGUUCUGGACGAGCCCCAGUUUGUCCUGGCUGUCUUUCUGGAUGUGACGGCUCUGGAGUGCCAGCUCCCCCUGGAGGACAGCCGAACUCCUGCAGACCCGGAUUUUGAAACGGCGACAAACACACCACUGGCCCGCUGGCAGAUUAAAGUAUCCAAUGAUGGCUACAGCUACAGCAACGCUAAGAUCCUGACUCUGUACGAUGGAGCCUGCCAGAUCUGCAGCCUCGACACUGAAGUCCUCUGCACCCUGAGGGAGAAAACCUGCAACAUCGACGGCUUAUGUUACAGCGAGGGGGAGUCCAAUCCCAGCAGCCCGUGCCUCACGUGUCGCCCGGACUCGUCCAAACACACAUGGUCCAUGGCGGAGAAGAACGCUCCUCCGGCGCUCGACUCGAUGCCGUUCCGUCUUCACUCCUUCCAGGGAGAGAAUUUCUUUUACCAGCUUCAAGCUCGGGACCCCGAGGGCUCGGCGCUGCUCUUCACCCUGAAAUCAGGUCCUGAAGCUGCAUCUCUGUCUCCGGAUGGCCUGCUGACGUGGAAGGCCACGGCUGAGACGACAGACACGCACACUUUUCAGUUUACUGUGACGGAUGACUGUCGUGCUGAGACCAGAGGCUCCAUACAGGUGUCUGUGCGCUCCUGUGAAUGUCUGAACGGAGCUUCCUGUGUGACCAACGUCAACCUCCCUGCCGGCAGCGGUGAAUACCUGUGUGUGUGCCUGGAUGGAUUUAAAGGUGAGAGGUGUGAGGUGAACAUCGACGACUGUAAACCGAACCCCUGCAGACUGGGCCGCUGUAUCGACGGGCCCAACUCCUUCACCUGUAUCUGCCCACCUGGAAUGACAGGCCAUACAUGCAGAGAAGAUAUAGAUGAGUGCGUCUCUCAGCCUUGUUUUCCCGGAGUCGGAUGUAACAACACGUUUGGCUCCUUCAUCUGUGGAGUCUGCCCACACGGAUACGCUGGUGACGGGAAACACUGCGCACGUAACCAAGACUCCGUGGUCAGAGAGGCAGCGAACACGCCAGUGAGAGUCCCGCAGGUUUCACUGAGGCCCAAACCCUCGAGCCCGUCGCCGUGCUCUCGGCGGCCGUGCCACCCGGGCGUUCAGUGUUUUGAGAGCGUCCACGUCUCGGCGGGCUUCGUCUGUGGACCCUGUCCUCCCGGUCUCCAUGGAAACGGACAAACAUGCCUAGCAACAAGUCAGGGGACAGACGCCAGCGGAGCGAAUAGUCACAUCAUCAAAUCAAAUUCAAGCAAGGAGAUGACUCCCAGCUCCUCCUCUUCCUCAUCAUCGUCUCCCAACUCACCCAGACAUCCCCCCGACAGGAGGACCAGACCAGAAGUCUCUGGCACCAGGAGAGUUUCUUCAGUGACGCCGCAGAACCAAGCGCCCAGCGGCGUGGAGCCGAACCCCGACCUCACCACCGGGGUCAAAUGGGGGUCACCGCAUCACCACGUGACCUGUGCCGACUCCCCCUGUUUCCCUGGCGUCCCCUGUGAGCCCACCGUCUCCGGGUCGUUCAGGUGUGGACGCUGCCCGUACGGUUACACUGGAGAUGGAGUCACGUGUAAAGCUGUGUGCAGGUAUCAGUGUGGGAGGAACAUGGAGUGCUCUCUGCCCAACACCUGUACCUGUAAGGACGGCUACACCGGAUACAACUGUCACAUCGCUGUGUGUCGACCUGACUGCAAGAACCAGGGGAAGUGUGUGAAGCCUAAUGUGUGCGAGUGUCCUGCAGGCUACAGCGGGCCCACCUGUGAGGAAGCGAGCUGCGAGCCGCCUUGUCAACACGGAGGAACCUGUCUGGCCAGAAACCUGUGCACCUGCCCGUACGGAUACGUCGGACCCAGAUGUGAAAUCAUGGUGUGCAACAGGCACUGUGAAAAUGGAGGCGAGUGCGUCUCUCCUGAUGUCUGCGAAUGUAAACCGGGCUGGUACGGACCGACGUGUAACUCAGCUCUCUGUAGGCCCGUCUGUCUGAACGGAGGAACCUGCAUUAAACCAAACAUCUGCGCCUGUCCCAGCGGCUUCUACGGCUCUCAGUGUCAAAUCGCUGUUUGCAGUCCUCCCUGUAAGAACGGAGGUCAGUGCAUGAGGAACAACGUCUGCUCGUGUCCUGAAGGAUACACGGGGAAGCGCUGUCAGAAGAGUGUGUGCGAGCCAACCUGCAUGAACAAAGGAAAGUGUGUUGGACCCAACACGUGCUCCUGCGCGUCGGGUUGGAGAGGGAAGAGGUGCAACAUACCUGUCUGUCUGCAAAAGUGUAAAAACGGCGGCGAGUGUUUGGGACCAAACACCUGCCACUGUCCGGCCGGCUGGGAAGGUCUGCAGUGUCAGACACCGGUCUGUAAACAGCGGUGCUUGAAUGGAGGGCGGUGUGUCCUUCCGGACUACUGCCACUGUCGGAAGGGCUACCAGGGCCUCACCUGCGCAAUAAAGGCCUCACAAGCGUGACGGAAGCGGAAACGAGACGUUGGAUGAAAGAAGCUACAAAAUGCACAAAGCGGGAAGAGAGCACCAUAAAUGAACUGAAUGUGUGUGAAUGAGCGAGUGUGUAUGUGUGUGUGUGUGGAUUUCGAGUGUGUGUGUGUGUGUGUGUGUGUGUGUGUGUGUGUGUGUGUGUGUCUGAAGGCUAACAGAGGGACUUGAUGUAUUGCACUUGUCUUUGCGUCCCUGUAUAUCACUACCUCAAGGCUCAAAGUGACACACACAUCUGUUAAAGGCAUCGGCAGCGCUUACAAAAGAUGUUCAAUAAAUACACGACAAAUGAAUCUGUCCGGCCGCGAUUCAUCAGAACAUUUCAGCCAGAUUAUAGCCCGGUUCACCAGACUGAUGUGCACUGUUUGUUUCUUAGUAAUGAGAAUAAUAAAUCUGCUUCAGUAAUUAUGCCUAAUUUAGAUGGUACACAUCAGUAACGUGUUUUAUUUGUCUUUGGCCUGUUUUAAGUUAUAGACUGUUAUCCAUUUACACUGAUACUAAAUAUAUAUAUACACACAGUAAAGACUUGUUUGGGUUUACACUUACAGAUUACACUGUGGUACGAGUUACACGAGACUAAAUAAAGAAAAUGUUUCAUA